This is a messenger RNA of Stylophora pistillata, 1328 nucleotides long. Its product is annotated as synaptotagmin-16. NCBI's taxonomy places the organism in Eukaryota, Metazoa, Cnidaria, Anthozoa, Scleractinia, Pocilloporidae. The record is from RefSeq and is a predicted model, not a curated record. Gene Ontology annotation, molecular function: phospholipid binding.
GUCGCGUAAUUAACGACAUUUGAUGAUUGAAAUUCCAUUCCAACGUCAAAAAAUUCGUCGCCCGGAUUUCAGCUGGUCGUUUUACCUUCCUGUUAACAAUUUGCUCCUAACUUGGUCGUUAAGAAUCAGGCUCCAAGAUAUCUUCGUCUAAGUAUGCUGGAGUAGGGACAUUUCCUCGUUCAGGCAGCAUGUGUUGGAAUUAUUUGCCUGUGGGGGCGUAAAAGCACUAUCUUCAUCAUCGCCGAGGCUUGAUCGAACAUGGACUGGUAUGUUCCAGCUGUCAUUUUCCUGGUGUUCAUCGUGAUCAUUUUAAUCGGCCUUUUGGCCACAUACUAUUGCCUGAACAAAGAAAUGUGCCCCUGUUCCAAGAUGGAACCUCCCCAGAAAAUCAAGGGCGCUGGAUAUGAGGAACUAGGAGAGGAACCAGCGGACACUUCUGAAGAGGAAGAAAGCCACGAGGAAGAAAGAGAUGGAGUCGUUCCCGGAGAGGAUUCCCCAGAGAAGUUGCCAACGUUUGAAAUGGAUGCCGGCAGGGACGAUACGCAAAAGACUGUCUCUGCAUACGGAGACAUCCAAGUAGAUACAGGACUGAAAGAGGUCGAUCAGGUCCCAGUUUUUGGAAGCGUUCAUUUUCAAGUUGAAUACUCAGUGAAUGUAGGGCGUGUAGCCAUCACGAUCUUGGAGGCUAGAGAACUUCCUUCUAAGAGUCGAGGAGGCAGCUCACAUUGUCGCUUUCACCUUCUAUUACUCCCCUCAAGACGACAACGCUUUAAGAGCAAGUCACGACCAACGAGGCAUCCAAAAUUCGACGAAAAAUUUGUAUUUGAUCGAGUUUUACAGCAGGACUUAUUUAGAAUGGCCAUAAGAAUCAGGCUUUAUGGACACGACAAACUCGGAAAGGAAAAAGUGAUUGGAGAACACAUAUUGCAGCUGGCGGACGUGGCUCAGUCACGUGACAUGAAAAUGGACGCAUGGAGAGAUUUGCGACCUAAACUAUCAGGCAGUGACACGCCCUAAUCUUUUAGCCUCAUCUAAUUUGUUAAUAGUGGUAAAAACGAACAGUAGUAUAAGUAUGGAUAAUUGUUCAAUUGAUUCUUAGUCAGUUUUCUGCCUGAUCUGCGCUAAUACUGCACCUAACAGGAUUCCAAGAAAAAAGACUACUCCUUACAAAAAACGCAGAAAAAACGUCCAGUCGAUUUUCUGCGAAAACUAUGAUGUUCGGAGAUGUGCUGAAUGUUGGGUGAUGGUUAUAUUGUGUCGCUGUUUGGCUGACAUUUAUAUAUUACACUUUGUUUUUGCAAUAAAGUGCAAAUAUUUUUGUAAGAAAA